Molecule: messenger RNA, 381 nt
Organism: Didymosphaeria variabile
Lineage: Eukaryota; Fungi; Ascomycota; Dothideomycetes; Pleosporales; Didymosphaeriaceae
Exons: 2
Coding region: 1-381 (126 amino acids)
Source: RefSeq, a predicted model, not a curated record
AUGUCACUUCAGCUUUCUUUGGUCACUGAUGAUGCGGACUUUUACAAAUUUGCGCCCCUGAUGUUUGAGGCGAUUCACCCUAAUGGAAAUUUGACUCCAGAAGCGCAGACUCUCCAUGCUAGUGGGUUCAUUGCCCACAAAGGCUUCGAUCCCACUGUGCAAUGGGUCAAGGUCACAGACACAGGCACUGGGGAAAUCAUUGGCGUCGCUCAGUGGCUUAUCAUUAAAGAUGAGAAGCCGCCAGAAUUCGACUUUGAUGGACCCCCUGGUACAUGGAAAGACGAGAAAGAAAAACUAUACGCCCAAGACAUUUAUCGCUCCUUCGUGCGUUAUAGACGCGAUGUGAUUCGCAACAAUGAUCUGCCGAUUGUUGGUGAGUAA